AUGGACGUGUUUCCUGACACGAUCAUCUACAACAACCCUUACUGUCUGUUUAGUUUUGAAAACACAAGAUACAAUCCAAUCAUGUGCAUGGACCGAGCUGUGGCGAUGAAGCUUAAACGUUCACUCCAAACCAGUCACCCUCAUCUCCUUUCACCCUCCCCUACAAACCAGUCACUUCAAACCAGUCACUCUCAUCUCCUUUCACCCUCCCCUACAAACCAGUCACUCCAAACCAGUCACUCUCAUCUCCUUUCACCCUCCCCUACAAACCAGUCACUCCAAACCAGUCACUCUCAUCUCCUUUCACCCUCCCCUCCAAACCAGUCACUCUCAUCUCCUUUCACCCACCCCUCCAAACCAGUCACUCUCAUCUCCUUUCACCCUCCCCUACAAACUAGUCACUUCAAAUCAGUCAUUACUCAUCACCUUUCACUCUCCCCUCCAAACCACUCACUACUCAUCACCUUUCAACAUCCCUUCGAAACCAGCCACUACUCAUCUCCUUUCACCCUCCCCUCCAAACCAGUCACUACUCAUCUCCUUUCACCCUCCCCUCCAAACCAGUCACUCUCAUCUCCUUUCACCCUCCGCUACAAACCAGUCACUUCAAAUCAGUCAUUACUCAUCACCUUUCACUCUCCCCUCCAAACCACUCACUACUCAUCACCUUUCAACAUCCCUUCAAAACCAGCCACUACUCAUCUCCUUUCACUCUCCCCUCAAAACCAGUCACUACUCCUCUCCUUUCACUCUCCCCUCCAAAGCAGUCACUACUCAUCACCUUUCAACAUCCCCUCCAAACAAGUCAUUACUCAUCACAUUUUACCCUCCCCUCCAAACCAGUCACUGCUCAUCACCUUUCAACCUCCCCUCCUACCCAGUCACUACUCAUCACCUUUCGCCGUCCCUUCCAAACCAAUCACUAUUCAUCUCCUUUCAUCCAUACCUCCAACACAGUCAUUACUCAUCUCCUUUCAUCCAUCCUUCCAACCCAGUCAUUACUCAUAUGCUUUUAUCCAUCCCUCGUACCCAGUCAUUACUCAUUUGCUUUAA
Mya arenaria is the source of this 1053-nucleotide messenger RNA. RefSeq lists its product as uncharacterized. Bases 1 to 1053 code for a protein of 350 amino acids. The record is from RefSeq and is a predicted model, not a curated record. The transcript is spliced from 2 exons. NCBI's taxonomy places the organism in Eukaryota, Metazoa, Mollusca, Bivalvia, Myida, Myidae.